UGUCUGUGCCCCCCUAGCGUGCGCCCCGCACCUCGCGUCCCCGCUCGCUCCGAUCGCGCGACUCCUUGGCCGCCGCGGUGCAUGGAGAGCCCUGCCAAGAUGGAGAGCGGCGGCGCCGGCCCGCAGCCCCCGCAGCCCUUCCUGCCGCCCGCAGCCUGCUUCUUUGCCACGGCGGCACAGAGCGCGCAGCCGCCGCCGCCGCCGCCGCCGCCGCAGCUGAGCCCCGCGGCCGACGGCCAGCCCUCAGGGGGCGGUCACAAGUCAGCGCCCAAGCAAGUCAAGCGCCAGCGCUCUUCGUCGCCCGAACUGAUGCGCUGCAAACGCCGGCUCAACUUCAGCGGCUUUGGCUACAGCCUGCCGCAGCAGCAGCCGGCCGCCGUGGCGCGUCGCAACGAGCGCGAGCGCAACCGCGUCAAGCUGGUCAACCUGGGCUUCGCCACCCUGCGGGAGCACGUACCCAACGGCGCGGCCAACAAGAAGAUGAGCAAGGUGGAGACGCUGCGCUCCGCCGUCGAGUACAUCCGCGCGCUCCAGCAGCUGCUGGACGAGCACGAUGCGGUGAGCGCCGCCUUCCAGGCCGGCGUCCUGUCGCCCACCAUCUCCCCCAGCUACUCCAACGACAUGAACUCCAUGGCCGGCUCGCCGGUCUCAUCCUACUCUUCGGACGAGGGCUCCUACGACCCUCUCAGCCCCGAGGAGCAAGAACUGCUCGACUUCACCAACUGGUUCUGAGGGGCUCGGCCUGGUCAGGCCCUGGUGCGAAUGGACUUCGGAAGCAGGGCCUGCACAAGCUGCAUCUUUAGUUCUUUCUCCUCGGCGAUGUUGGAAGGGAGAAGAAAGAAGAAGAAGAGAAUAAGAAGAAAACAAACAAAUCCAGGCACCCCACCCCCUACAUCAACUAAGCGCCGCCCGCCUGAGAAGCAAGGCUCUAGCAAAACAGGGAUGGGCUCAGAAUAGUAUCUUUGCACUCCAAUCAUUCCCGGAGAUAGUGACUAGGACCCUAGGAUGACUAGGAUGCACAGAUUGCAGCUGGUGUGCAAAAGCAGUGGGUUCCUGGCGUCAGGGAGCAGCACACGCCCUGUAGGAACUCCCACCCACCACUAACAGGCAGAGCUGACCUCCCCACCCUCUCUUGAAAGCCAGUUCUUUGGCCCUCUGGAAAUGGGUUGGUGUCCUUCCUCUGUAUGCCCCACCCUGAUAAAGCUGUGGACGUUUGUCUGCAGUGAAAGUAUGGUAUUUGAAACCCCGAUCCUCUGGGGGUUUUCAAAACCCCCAGCCUCUUGGGGCCCCCCCUCCCCAAGCGUCACUCCCUCACACCAUCUUUUCCAUCAUUUUCAUCAUAGAAUGCUUCCAAUCUUUUGUGAAUUUUUUUUAUUAUAAGAAAAAUCUAUUUGUAUCUAUCCUAACCAGUUUGGGGAUAUAUUAAGAUAUUUUUGUACAUAAGAGAGAAAGAAAGAAAAAAAUUUAUAGAGUUUUGUACAAAUGGUUUAAAAUGUGUAUAUCUUGAUACUUUAACAUGUAAUGCUAUUACCUCUGCAUAUUUUAGAUGUGUAGUUCAUCUUACAACUGCCAUUUCCCCUAUGUGGUUUUGUAAAGAACUGUCCUCAUAGGUGAGAUUUAAAGGCCAUCGGAUGUACUUCAGCACCAAUGUGUCUUACUUUAUAGAAACUUUGUUAAUGUAUUAAUGAUGUUAUUAAAUACUGUUCAAGAAGAACAAAGUUUAUGCAGCUACUGUCCAAACACAAAGUGGCAGCCAGUUGGUUUUGAUAGGUUGCCUUUUGGGAAAUUUCUACCACUGCCCUUUUUUUUUCUUACUGUUUUAUUACAAACUUACAAAAGAAAAUACCCCGUGUAUAACCCUGUUUUAUACAAACUAGUUUCGUAAUAAAACUUUUUUCUUUUUUUACAAAUGAAAA
Messenger RNA from Cervus elaphus (red deer), 1916 nucleotides. RefSeq names its product achaete-scute family bHLH transcription factor 1 (gene ASCL1). The transcript is spliced from 2 exons. Gene Ontology annotation, molecular function: protein dimerization activity; RNA polymerase II transcription regulatory region sequence-specific DNA binding; DNA-binding transcription factor activity, RNA polymerase II-specific. Gene Ontology annotation, biological process: sensory organ development; neuron differentiation; regulation of neurogenesis. NCBI's taxonomy places the organism in Eukaryota, Metazoa, Chordata, Mammalia, Artiodactyla, Cervidae. The record is from RefSeq and is a predicted model, not a curated record. Gene Ontology annotation, cellular component: RNA polymerase II transcription regulator complex. Bases 82 to 732 code for a protein of 216 amino acids.